AUGAUAUCAACCAAUAAGAAACGUGAAGAAACAUCAAGUAAAACAUAUACAGUUGAACGUUUGCUUAAACAACGUCGUAUUGAAUAUUUAGAAAACAUUCUUGAUAAAUCUCUGAUUGAUAGUUAUAAAAAACAAAUAAGAUCUAUAUCUCCACGUACUUCGUCACCAAAAAAACCUAUACGAAAUCAAAAUAAUGAUUUAUCAUCUGUGAAAAAUGAUUCUAUUCAUGAUUGUGAUGAACAAAUAGAAAAAGACGAUGAUAAUAAUAAACAAGAAAAAACUUUAAAUUUAAUUUCAAUUGAUUAUUAG
This is a messenger RNA of Rotaria sordida, 309 nucleotides long. The record is from the annotation of a GenBank genome assembly. NCBI's taxonomy places the organism in Eukaryota, Metazoa, Rotifera, Eurotatoria, Philodinida, Philodinidae.